Messenger RNA from Knipowitschia caucasica, 1638 nucleotides. The record is from the annotation of a GenBank genome assembly. Lineage: Eukaryota; Metazoa; Chordata; Actinopteri; Gobiiformes; Gobiidae.
AUGAGUUUCUCCAGUGACGCGUACAGCUCCAGCUCGUACCGGAAGAUCUUUGGCGAUGCCCCGCGCUCCGGGCGCGUGUCCAUGGCCAGUCCGUCCCGUGCGCACUCUUCCGGACUCCGCAGUAGCCAUCACCGCUACAACGCGUCUCCCAUGUCCAUGUCCAUGUCCUCCUCCGGGAUCCGCAGGAGCGCUGCGUCCCGCGUGAUGGCCACGCAUGACCCUCUGGAGCUGUGCGCGUCCACAGCUGUGACCAACGAGCUGAAGAUCGUGCGCACGAACGAGAAGGAGCAGCUGCAGGGGCUCAACGACCGCUUCGUGUCGUUCAUCGAGAAGGUGCACAGCCUCGAGCAGCACAACCGCGUGCUGGAGGCAGAGGUGACGCUUCUGCGUCAGCGCCACAACGAGCCCUCACGUCUGCACGAGCUCUACGAGCAGGAGAUCCGCGAGCUGCGUGCGCGCGUGGAGGAGCUGACGCACGACAAGAGCCAGAUGCACGUGGACUGCGUGCAGAUGAACGACGCGCUGGAGCGCUCCCGGGAGAAGCUCGAGGAGGAGGGCAGGCUGCGUGAGGAGGCAGACAACGCACUCAAGGGCUACCGGAAAGACGUGGACGACGCCACGCUCGCGCGUCUGGAGCUGGAGAAGAAAGUGGAGGCUCUGCUGGACGAGAUCAACUUCCUGAGGAAAGUGCACGAGGAGGAGCUGCAAGAGAUGCAGGCGUCACUGCAGGCCACGCAGGUGUCGGUGGAGAUGGACAUGGCCAAACCGGACCUCACGGCUGCUCUGAAGGACAUCCGCUCCCAGUACGAGAACCUGUCUGCCCGAAACCAGGCCCAGGCCGAGGACUGGUACCGCUCCAAGAUCACCACGGUGUCUGAGGCUGCGGCCCGCAACCAGGACGCCAUCAAACACACCAAAGAGGAGCUGACCGAGUACCGCAGGCAGGUGCAGGCGCGCACUCUGGAGAUCGAGGCUCUCAGGGGCCACAACGAAGCUCUGGAGAGGCAGAUCGGAGAGAUGGAGGACCGCCACAACCAGGAGAUCGGAGAGCUGCAGGACACCAUCCAGCAGCUGGAGGGGGCGCUGCGCUCCACUAAAGGAGAGAUGUCCCACCACCUGCGCGAGUACCAGGAUCUGCUCAACGUCAAAAUGGCUCUGGACAUCGAGAUCGCUGCCUACAGGAAGCUGCUGGAGGGCGAGGAGUGCCGCCUGAGCUCCGUGGGAAGCUCCGCCGUGCAGUCAGGAUACUCCGGCUUCUCCUACAUGUCCCCGCGCAGCUACACCCUGGGCGCCUACCGCAGGUCCAAGCCCGAGGAGGAGGAAGAUGAGGCUGAAGAGGAAGACGAGGAAGAGAAGGAGGGAGAGGAGGAGGAGGGAGAGGAGGGAGAGCAGGGAGAGGAGGGCGGAGACGAUGAAGAGGAGGGCGGAGAUGAGGGUGAGGAGGAUGAGGAGGAGGAGCAGAAGGAUAAGAAAGGCAAAGAUAAGGAUGACAAGCAGGACAAAGAGAAGGACAAGAAGAAGGACAGCUCUAAGGAUAGCCCUAAGGAAAGCUCUAAGGAUAGCUCUAAGGAUAGCUCUAAGGAAAGCUCUAAGGAAAGCUCUAAGGAUAGCGCUAGCUCCAAGACCAGCAAAAACUAA